AAGCGUCGUGGUUACCGAAGCGAUGGGUGAUUACAUCGGCCCGUGCCAGCUGCUGAAAAGCGGCUUUACGGACGACACUUUUUUGCGCUUGUUUUUUGUGUUCGAAAGCGCGUGUGUGACAGCACCUGUAGCCCUGUGGAGCCGGACGCUGACGUGGGGCUCGUGGCGGAUUCAGUGACCGCGAUGGCUUUGCUGCGGGCUGUGGUCGUUGCAUUGGCGCUAUCGUCGCUGUUGGCUGCGGUGCUUGGAGAUGACGAGCCUUGUACCACUCCUUCAGAUCUAUCGCAGUGUUCCGCCUGUUCGACGAAGGCCGUGGACAAAUUAUCCGAGAGCAUCGUUAAUGAGCCCGAUGACGGCAAGACCAGCCAGAGAACGGGCGGCGGCGAUUCGUCCUCUUGCGGUUGCAGCGCCCUGAGGCGUGGCAGUCCGAGCAAGUCUAUAGGCGAAAGCAACGAUGGGGAUUCCGAAAGCUCGGCGCCAAGCUCUGCUACAUUUGAAAGCAAUGGUUGGAGCAGCACAGAGCACCCGAGAACCAACCAGAUGGUACUUGUGCGGGGCGGUGAGUUUGAGAUGGGGACAGACAAGCCCGUCUUUGUGGCUGAUGGUGAGAAUCCUGCAAGGCCAGUUCGUGUCAAUGACUUCUACAUCGAUGUACACGAAGUCAGCAAUGCCGAGUUCGAGCGUUUUGCUAGGGCCACCGGUCACAGAACUGAGGCAGAAACCUUUGGAGACUCUUUCGUGCUUGACAGUGCCAUCAGUGAGGAAACCAAGAAAGGAAUCACUCAGGCAGUGGCUGCUGCUCCAUGGUGGCUGCCUGUCAAAGGAGCUGACUGGAGACACCCUGAAGGACCAGACAGCCACAUCCAUGAUCGCAUGGAUCAUCCCGUGGUGCACGUCUCGUGGAAUGAUGCUGUCGCAUUCUGCAAGUGGUCAGGAAAGCGUCUUCUCACUGAAGCCGAAUGGGAAUAUGCCUGCAGGGCAGGUCUUAAAAACAGGCUGUUCCCAUGGGGCAACAACUGGACUCCCAAAGGCAAAACUCGUGCCAACAUCUGGGAGGGCAAGUUUCCAGUCACAAACACAGCUGAGGAUGGCUAUCCUGGCACAGCACCUGUAACCGCUUUUCCUGCUACCAAGUUUGGCCUAAAGAACAUCAUUGGCAAUGUAUGGGAGUGGACAGCUGACUGGUGGACCACUCGCCAUACCAGGGAGCUUCAGGAUAACCCGAAAGGGCCACCAGGCGGUGCUGACAAGGUCAAGAAAGGUGGCUCCUUCAUGUGCCACAAGACAUACUGCUACCGUUACCGCUGUGCUGCAAGGAGCCAGAACACUCCCGACACCAGUGCCUACAAUGUGGGGAUUCGCUGUGGAGCCGACACGCUGCCUAGCGACACUGUGCUUUACAGGGAAGAGCUGUGAUGCUUUGAAGGCACAGCACUGCUCUUUCAUGUGCAUCCUGGAUCAGGGACGCACAUCUUUGGAGCCACUACUGAUCAAUGUUAGUGUAAAACACGGAGCUUCUUUUCACCUUUGGUUGAACAUUUGCUUAUAUAGUGGCAAACUGUCAACUUUCACAACACAUAAAGCAGAGACAAAAAAAAAAAAAAGCAGUCCCCGCAGCAUCUCCCCGUUGGUUCGCGUUUUAUUAAGUGGGAUGGCUUCUGGAUUGGAAACAUAGUAGGUACAAAAGUUGCUGCUGCUCCAGAUUGUUGCUAGAGGGUGCUGAAAGCAGCCAAGUACUAUUCCCAAGCCAUUUUGUUACAUUUGUGGGAUGUGCUGUCCGACUGCUCUGUAGUGUGCCAGUGGCUUGUGCAGGGUUCAAGUGCAGUUUUUAAGGUUGUGUGCUUAUUUCAACACAUGAGUUUGGUUCUGACUGGGCUUGGCUUGGCUUUGACGUGUAAAAUAUGCUACACUACUCUCUUGCAUUUGUUCAAACGUUAAUGAGAAGCAUGUUUUAUAGAUGUCCAAGAAUAGAUGCACCAUGCAGAGAUUUUGUUGAUUCACUUUUGUUUUACUGUAGUAGUCUGACGAAGGUCGACAGCCUUGAUGCAUCCUCUACGUUUUGAUGCAAUGUUGGUCUCAAACACCAAUGCGAUGUUAUGAUUUGCUUACAGCUAUGAACUGCAACUGCAGCGUUAAUUUUAAGAUUUUGUCAUUUCUGUCACAUGAAAGAGAGAUCAUUUUGUUAACGGGUACAACACUCUAUUGAUACUGAGGAAGAGGCACCCACCUAUUGCAACUUUUGUUUCAUGGCAUUCAGCAAAAUUACAGAAUACUUUGUACACUGGCUGCGCUUAUCUGGAAGCUGUCAUGAGAAUAAUUAUUGAGGAUCCUGUUUAGAAACUGUACACUACAACUCUGUAUUGCAUCAUUACGUAAUAAGAUACAAAAGCACCGAACAAAUAUUGCACAUCAGAAAGACAUGCCCGACGUAUAACAAUGUUACCAUGCGAUAUUUUCAGCAUGGUAACAUUCAAACCAGCAUUUGAUGAAAGCCAGAAUCAAAGCUUACAUGUGUGAUGUUCACAUGUACGUAACACUAUUGUGAGAAAGCCCUCAGUCUUUUUUCCAUUACUAUUGGGCAAUAUGCUGUGUUAGCAUUCAGUAUUACUAGCUCAUUUCUCUCGUGCAUUCAUAGAGACAUUGUUGCCUUCAAGUAAUGUUUCAUAAUGUACGUGAAGGUAUAAGUUUUGCGAGUCACUAACAGGAUCUUUAGGAGAACAGACAUUUGGGCAAG
This is a messenger RNA of Dermacentor silvarum, 2734 nucleotides long. Its product is annotated as formylglycine-generating enzyme-like. Lineage: Eukaryota; Metazoa; Arthropoda; Arachnida; Ixodida; Ixodidae. Bases 184 to 1416 code for a protein of 410 amino acids. Gene Ontology annotation, cellular component: endoplasmic reticulum. The record is from RefSeq and is a predicted model, not a curated record. The transcript is spliced from 9 exons.